GGAGAAAUUGUUCCAAAAACUGUUGUGAAAAGCUUAACAGAUAAUGAAGUGUGUCUGAAAGGAGAAUUCACUGAUAUUCAAUGGAAUCUGACUGAAUGUGUUGAAAUAACAGAGCAAAACUCUUGCACAUCCACACACACUGUUGUACUGGACACAUGUACCUACACAAUGAAUGUUGAUAUGCCCCCAGUCAAACCUGAAAUACGCUUCAAUGCAACUGUUCCCUCUCAGUUUGAAUGGACUAAUAAACCUGCACGAUGUAAUCAUACGCUUAAAGUCGUUUGCACCCAUGGCAAUGGAAAAGAGAUGUAUCAUUUAGAUAACAAAGUGUUAUUAUCACUCAAUAAACAGUACAACUGCACUGGAGAAUACCCUUAUAAGCAAAGACUCAUCAAGAGUAAUUCACUAUCCUUUCAGAUACCAUGUGAUGGGCAAAAGAAUGGACAAUUUGAGAACAGCACCAGCACCUCAUUUGAAAUGUCUUGGAAUUCACUUGAGGGAGAUCAAUGCUCAGGGAUUAUAUGGGACAGUUUUUCAGCCAUCUGCAAACACCUUGACAGUAGUGGAAACAGUCAAUUGGGGAACUGUGUAAAACACAGUGGCACUAACACAAUCUGCAGUAUUACAAACUUAUUGCCAUAUAAAAAAUAUAAAUGCAGUAUUAGUGGAGAAGUCAUUGGAAAAGAUUAUGAAAUUUACAGUGGUGUGAACACAACGCUUUCUGACAAAAUUUCCUGUCUCCUAACUAUAACCGACGAGCCAUCGCCAGAGAGAGUGACAGAGCUGAGGACUGCCCCGGAGCCAGAGCCUGACCUGUCUGACCAGGUGUGGGAGCCAGCAACUGAGCACACACUGGUGGAGGAGGCAAUAGUCUCAGCCUCAGACAUCAUGCCCCCGGAACAUUGGCUAAAUGUCUGA
This is a messenger RNA of Labeo rohita (rohu), 918 nucleotides long. Its product is annotated as receptor-type tyrosine-protein phosphatase C-like. The record is from RefSeq and is a predicted model, not a curated record. Gene Ontology annotation, molecular function: protein binding. NCBI's taxonomy places the organism in Eukaryota, Metazoa, Chordata, Actinopteri, Cypriniformes, Cyprinidae. The transcript has 6 exons. The coding region runs from base 169 to 918 and encodes 249 amino acids.